Molecule: messenger RNA, 5358 nt
Organism: Carcharodon carcharias (great white shark)
Lineage: Eukaryota; Metazoa; Chordata; Chondrichthyes; Lamniformes; Lamnidae
Gene: pola1
Product: polymerase (DNA directed), alpha 1
Exons: 37
Coding region: 54-4553 (1499 amino acids)
Biological process (GO): DNA replication; mitotic DNA replication initiation; leading strand elongation
Cellular component (GO): alpha DNA polymerase:primase complex
Molecular function (GO): chromatin binding; single-stranded DNA binding; DNA replication origin binding
Source: RefSeq, a predicted model, not a curated record
GGAUUUGGCGCCAGAUUUCGUUGUGAAUCAACAGCGGGCCGAAAGGGAAGAGAAUGGGUCCGGAGAGCGAGGCUGGAAGCCAGCCUGAACAGCAGGAUGGUGCUGACUCUUGUGGCUUGGCAGCAACACGCUCAAAACGUAAUCGCAAAGAUAAAGGAGGACGGGUAGCAGCACUAGAACGCCUGAAAAAGGCCAAGGCUGGCGAGAAAAUAAAAUACGAGGUUGAAAAGAUUUCAAAUGUCUAUGAGGAACUUGAUGAAAAUCAGUACUCCAAACUUGUGUGUGAACGCCAGGAUGAUGACUGGAUAGUUGAUGAUGAUGGGAUUGGUUAUGUGGAAGAUGGUCGAGAAAUUUUUGAUGAUGAUUUGGAGGAAGAUGUAUUUGAUGCAAAAAGCAAAGGCAAAGGAAGGUCCAGUGCAAAUAAAGAGAAGAAAAAUGUGAGGAAUAUGAUGGUUUCAAAGCCCAACAGCAUCAAAUCUAUGUUUUUGGCCAGCACGACCAAGAAAAAAACUGAGAAAGAUGUUGAUCUGUCCAAGGAUGAUUUACUGGGAGAUAUUCUUCAGGAUCUUCAUGCAGAGACAUCUUCGCUACCUGUGCCGCCACCUGCAGUAGUUAUGAAGAGGAGGAAGCCCGCUGGAGUAUCAGCUAAUCCAUUUUCUAUCAAACCACCCACCCUGAAGGUUUCUCCAGUCCUUGGUUCUAAUCACCAGAACAAUUCUGUAAGGAAAACAGUCGUUACUAAAGAAGUGGCCAGCGUUGUGGAUUCAUCCCAGCAUGUUCCUGUGAGUUCCUCAAUCAAACAGAUGACUGUGAAGCAAGAAGGAAAGAGGGUGGAAUCGGUAGACAAAGGGAACUGUCUGGAGACUGUGAUUGUAAAAGAUGAGAAACUUGCUGAAGAUGACCCCUACGCAAUGGAGUUUAAUGAGGGAGACUUUGAUGAACCCAUGGAAACUGAAUCUGUCUCCACUGUGGAAAUGAAACCUGAAAAAAAUAUCAAAGUAGAGGAACCAGAGGAGGAAGAUAAACCAUUCGUAAACUCUACCUUCACUGAAUCUUCUUGCUGGGAUCGUAUGGACCAAGAUGAAAGUAAUUCUGUGGUUGAGGUGCAGGUAGAUGCAGGUCGUUUGCCAUUAGUAACUGGUUCAGAAGGAGAGCAGGUAUUCAGAUUCUACUGGGUGGAUGCUUAUGAAGACCAGUAUCAUCAACCAGGAGUCGUAUAUCUCUUUGGCAAAGUGUGGAUUGAAUCAGCAAAGACACAUGUCAGCUGCUGCGUGGCUGUGAGAAACAUUGAGCGCACAAUAUACCUGUUGCCACGGGAAACGCGCAUAAAUCUGAAAAGUGGCGAGGAUACAGAGACACCUAUAACAAUGCUGGAUGUUUAUCAGGAAUUCAGUGAGGCGAUUUCUGAAAAAUACAAAAUAAUGAAGUUCAAAUCAAAGAAAGCGGAGAGAAAGUAUGCUUUUGAAAUUCCAGAUGUUCCUGAAAAUUGUGAAUACCUAGAAAUCAAAUACGCAGCUGACCUACCUCAACUUCCUUCUGACUUAAAAGGGGAAACCUUUUCUCAAGUGUUUGGUACCAAUACAUCCAGUCUUGAACUUCUGCUCCUGAACAGGAAGAUCAAGGGACCAGGUUGGCUGGAACUCAAGGCUCCACAGCUUCCCAACAAACCCAUGAGUUGGUGCAAAGUGGAGGCUGUUGCACUAAAACUUGACCAUGUGACUGUAGUAAAAGAUAUUCCUCCUCCUCCUCUUGUCAUUAUGUCAGUCAGCAUGAAGACUGUGCAGAACUCGAAGACUCAUCAGAAUGAGAUUGUGGCCUUGGCAGCUUUAGUUCACCACAAAUUCCCUCUGGACAGAGCUGCUCCCCAGCCUCCGUUCCAGGCCCAUUUCUGUGUCAUCAGCAAGCCCAGUGAUUGUAUCUUUCCUUACGAUUUCCGGGAGGCAUUGACGAGAAAAAAUGCAAAAGUUGAGGUUGCUGCUACCGAAAGGACUCUCUUAGGUUAUUUUCUGGCAAAGAUUCACAAGAUUGACCCUGAUGUUCUUGUGGGCCAUGAUAUUUAUGGAUUUGAUCUUGAUGUUCUGCUACAAAGAAUUAAUGUCUGCAAAGUUCCUCACUGGUCGAAAAUUGGUCGGUUAAGGAGAUCGGCUAUGCCUAAACUUGGGGGUCGUGGUGGAUUUGUGGAAAAGAAUGCAGCUUGUGGUAGGCUGAUUUGUGAUGUUGAAAUUUCUGCCAAAGAGUUGAUCCGAUGCAAGAGCUACAAUUUAACUGAGCUGGUUCAUCAGGUCCUCAAAACAGAGAGGGUGACUAUUCCAGCUGAAAACAUCUGUAAUCUUUAUAAUAACUCUCCUCAUCUCAUGCACCUACUUGAGAAUACGUGGAUGGAUGCAAAAUUUAUUCUGCAGAUCAUGUGUGAACUGAAUGUUCUUCCUUUAGCGUUGCAAACAACCAGCAUUGCUGGAAAUGUCAUGUCACGAACGCUGAUGGGCGGCCGUUCUGAGAGAAAUGAAUAUUUGCUGCUGCAUGCUUUCCAUGAAAGAAACUACAUUGUACCUGACAAACCUUCUUUCAAGAAGCAUGUGCAAGAGUCUAUAGAUGAUGAUGAGGAAUAUGCUGAUGGAGGAGGUGGAAGUGCAGGGAAAACGAAGAAAGGUCGAAAAAAAGCAGCAUAUGCUGGUGGUUUAGUCUUGGAACCCAAAGUUGGUUUCUACGAUAAGUUCAUACUGCUGCUUGACUUCAAUAGUUUGUACCCUUCAAUCAUUCAGGAAUUCAAUAUUUGUUUCACCACUGUAGAGAGAACUGCUGCAAAUUUUCAAAAAAAUCUGGAGGGUGCUGAAAUAGAAGAAAUUCCUGAAGUACCAGAUCAAAAUCAGGAGAUGGGUAUUUUGCCCAAGGAAAUCCGGAAACUGGUGGAGAGGCGACGCCAAGUCAAACAGCUGAUGAAGCAAGCAGAUUUAAACCCUGAUCUCUAUUUGCAGUAUGACAUCAGACAAAAGGCCCUGAAGCUUACAGCUAAUAGUAUGUAUGGCUGUCUGGGAUUCUCCUACAGUAGGUUCUAUGCCAAGCCACUUGCUGCUUUGGUCACUCUCAAAGGAAGAGAGAUUCUUAUGCAUACCAAGGAGAUGGUCCAGAAGAUGAACCUUGAAGUUAUUUAUGGAGACACUGAUUCCAUCAUGAUAAAUACCAACAGUACAAACCUGGAGGAGGUCUUCAAACUAGGAAACAAGGUCAAGAGUGAAGUAAACAAGCAGUACAAACUCCUAGAGCUAGACAUCGAUGGUGUGUUUAAGUCGCUGCUGCUGCUGAAGAAGAAGAAAUACGCUGCCCUCGUCAUAGAACCAACUGCAGAUGGACGUUACGUUACCAAACAGGAAUUAAAGGGACUGGAUAUUGUUAGGCGAGAUUGGUGUGGCCUGGCAAAGGAAAUUGGAAACUAUGUUAUCAGUCAGAUUCUGUCUGAUCAGCCUCGGGACACAAUAGUGGAGAAUAUACAGAAUAAACUAACUGAGAUCCAGGAGAGUGUUGUGAAUGGCAGUGUAUCUCAGAGUCAAUUUGAAAUUAACAAGGCUUUGACAAAGGAUCCCCAAGACUACCCAGACAAAAAAAGCUUGCCUCAUGUCCAUGUUGCCAUGUGGAUAAAUUCCCAAGGUGGACGGAAAAUGAAAGUUGGAGACACAAUCUCCUACAUCAUUUGUCAAGACGGCUCAAACCUGAGUGCCAGCCAGCGAGCCUAUGCACCAGAGCAGCUGCAGAAACAGGAGAACCUGACCAUUGACACACAGUACUACCUCUCCCAGCAAGUGCACCCUGUUGUGGCUCGAAUCUGCGAACCUAUUGAUGGGAUAGACUCUGCACUGAUUGCUACCUUGUUGGGUCUGGAUCCAUCCCAGUUUCGCAUUCAUCACCACUGUCUUAAAGAUGAAGAAAAUGAUGCUCUGUUGGGUGGCCCAACCCAGCUUACUGAUGAAGAAAAAUACCGUGAUGCAGAAAGGUUCAAGUUCAUGUGUCCAGAAUGUGGAACAGAAAACAUUUAUGAUAAUGUAUUUGAUGGAAGUGGGCUGCAGAUCCAACCCAGUUUGCUUCACUGCAGUAAUAUUGAUUGUGAGGCGUUACCGAUUCGAUAUGAAGUGCAGAUGUGUAACAAGCUAACUUUGGACAUCAGACGGCAUGUCAAAAGAUACUACAGUGGAUGGCUUGUUUGUGAAGAGCAAACUUGCCAGAAUCGUAUUCGUCACCUUCCACUGAAUUUCUCGCGAAAUGGUCCAAUCUGCCAAGCUUGUACAAAGGCUACACUUAAGCAAGAGUAUCCUGAUAAGGCCUUGUACACCCAACUAUGUUAUUACCGCUACAUAUUUGACUGGGAUUAUGCACUGGAAAAGGUUCUGUCUGGGCAGGAUAAAGAAUUUGUGAAGAAUCGCUUUGGGACUAAAGAUAAGGAUUACUGUUUUGUGUUUAAGAGCCUAAAGGGAGUUGUCGAUGACGCACUGGCUUCCAGCAGCUACUCUGAGGUGAACCUCAGCAAACUCUUCCAGGCAUUUAGUGCAAUCAAUAAAUGAAGGAGAUACUGUCGCCUCACUUUUUUUUUGAGGCUAGAUUGGCUAUAUUGUGGCUGGCAGAACAAUAGCAAAAUUGUUAUAAUUAAUGCUUUUUGGGAUUUGUGAAGCUGUCUGCAGCGAGAUUGCUCUUUAAAUCUGAUGCACAAAGAUGUGAAUAGUCUUGGAAUUUGACCCAGGCUUCUUGGUGGAGGAAGUUAGGAGUACAAACAUAUUAGAAAAGGGCUCAACGCUGUUAUUACGUGGACUCGUUAAUGUUUUUGUUGUCAUCUACUUUUCUAUCAAAACAUCAAUUAAACCUAUAAAGAGAUGAAAGCCGUUUAUUAAAAGCUGGCUGGGGAGGGAGUGUUAGGAUUGAAGGUAGUUUUUUUAAAGAGUGAUCUGUGGAGCCGCGGACUAGGAAAUGAGAAUGGUUGGGAUCACUGUGGAGUACACUUACUGGAGAGUGGAACAAUAGGUCUCAUUUACCAAAAUCUGAACAAUCUAUUGAAGUAACUGAAGUACGUUGGAUUGGAGAACUAACAGACAAACACAACUGGUUUUUAAAUAGGCAGCUGACGAUGAAUGAAGCAAGUACAGCAAUGUUUGGCCAAGUCACUUCAAACUUCAGUGCUCUCCAAAAUUUCUAUGUGUUCUUGGUAUCUUUUGUUUAAAAAAAGAUGAUAUCCAUACUUUUUUUAUAUAAGAAAACUUUUUACACGUACAUUGCUAGCAUAUUUUGAAUAAAAUUAACUCUACAUUGUUUCUGAAACUGUUUGUGCCAUAUGAUUAUUGUUUAAAUAAAUGACCAUUGUUUCUGGUUUAAAAA